UUCGGAGCGAGUCCGCGUCGCUCGCGUCUUCGCUCGGCCCACUGGCAAAGUGCGCGCAUCCAAGUCUGUGUCUCCCACCUCUCUUACCCCCUGUAUACAGAGCAGCCCCGUCCUCGCGCAGUUUGUGUUUACGCAGCCGAGUGUACCUAUUUAUUGUUAUCGUUAUCGAGGCAAACGUUGACGUUGACACACGGCAUUGCGUUCGAUUUCAAUUUCGUUGGUGCGCGAUCGCAGGUGCAGUGCAUCCUGGUGCAUACGGGAUAUAGCAACGAAGUACAGAGAGAGAAAAGAGUCUCUUGCAUCUCUUGAUCGAUUUCUGUGUUCUCCAUUUCUGUGCGUGUGCGUCGAUUCGAUUUACGAACGUGUGCGACUCAUGCUGUAAGCGAGCUUAUUGCGCUCGAUGCAGCAUCGAAUAUCAGAGUGCGGGCAUUCCUCCAGUCCUAAAACUAGCUGAGAUAUAAUAGUAGAAGAAGUGUUUGCGUGAUAUAUACAAAUGUGCGUGUGUGAGAGGCGCUUUUAAAAAGCAACAAGUUCUCUCUGUUUGUCGCUGCAACGGAUGCUGCUUUCUGUGCUUGCGACCUCUGUGAGGAAAGCUUGAGCUAAGCGGAGAGACGAACAAUCGCUCGAGGCUUGGAGCUUUUGGUCGAUCGAAUCCAUUCCCAGGGACGAAUAAAGAAGUCCAGUUUCGAGCCAUCCUCGUUACUCGACGAGAAAUGCAUCUGAAUUUUGGCAACGGAACGAGCUGCCGGCGGCGGCAAGGCACUUGGGGCUGCUCGUGGCUGGUCGCGACGCUGGCCCUCGCGCUCCUAUUGUGCGCCGAAGCCGUGUCCAGUCUCGACCUUGGUCCGAUCGUGAGAGUCGCCCAGUGCAGAUCGCAGUGCUUGAAGAGGCACAGCCUCGACGGCUCCUGCGAGUGGUGGCGGCACGGCGAGACCGGCUGCAACGAGUGUUGGCAGCAAUGCGAGACUCUGGAGAAGCAAUGGGGCAGUCCGAAGGCAGCAGCCCCGGCCUCGGCUAGCGCGUCUUCGAGCAACGGCUCUCUACAAAAUCAGCAGCAGCAGCGAGCUAGCUGCGACGACGACGAGUACAAGCAGUGUCCGAGCUGUCGCACGGCAUGCGAGUAUCGCAAGAGUCAAGUGGUCGAGCAGUACCUGCCAUCGAUGCUCCCAGCGCCGCACCGAGCACCGGUCAACCUGGCUAAAAACGACGUAGCCGUACUCAUGCACAAGGUACGCAACGAGUGGAGGGUCUUUGGAUACUACCCCGGCACCCGAGCCCCAUCGAGCCUCCGCCACGACGAAUGGAUCGUGGCCGUCGUCGAGGACGGUGGCGUGGUCCAUUUCUCGUGGGAGGAGUGGCUGCCUACCCUCGACUCGCUGAAGGAAGGUCCACUGUUCGAAGCCACGAUCUCGUGGCGCGACGUCGACAUCCAACUCAAGCGUCAGACGCUCCUGGAGCAGAAGCGCUUCAACGACCGAGUUCGCCAGUUCUUCCUGGAAAAGUACGGCGAGAAAGUGCUCGAGUGGAGGAACCAGGACGAAGACACGGCCAUUCCCGAGGAAGUUUUCCGGCGAUUCUUCUUCCGCAGACGAGAUCAGGACGAGUCGGGUAAGAGACUCGACGACACGGACAAUCCCGAGCCGUCCACCCUGGACUCGGAGGACGAGCGCAACCAGAGCCAAGUCGGCAAGGAGUCGUUCGUCGUCUCCUGGGAGCCCGAGACCGGUGGCCUCAUGGGUAACCAGGUGGCUGACUCGAACUUUGCGCAGAUCAGCCUUCUUCCAGGCACCAAGUACCUCGUGCGAAUAGCCUCGAACGAGGGCCCCGGCAGCUUCCCGAUCGAGGUGGACACGAGGCCGAGCUCGAUACAGGUGUUUCAGCUAAAAAAAAACUUCGUCGACGCGAUGGUGUAUCCGUGGGCCGUGCUGGCGGCCAGCAUGUGCGCUGCCAUCAUCGUCUGCAUCGCCAUCAUAGUAAAGCUCUGCCGGCGCACGGCCAAGGAGAUCGAGCCGCUCGAGGUCGUCUGAUGAUACCAAUGCGACACGGCGUCUAACUCCUCCUCCACCUCCUCGAGUCAUCAUCCGCUUCUGUCGAGACUGCACCAGACGAUUUUUUAUCAAGACUGACCGAUAAGCUCCCGAGGCCGCUCGGAGCGCGCGAGGUGUAAGCUCGUCUGAAUUCGAAUCUCGACGUUAAGGCAACCGACCCGCUUAUCGAUAACAAAAAGUCGCUAUUCCUUUUCAGAGCGAUGUAGCUAUACAUAACGAAUCCCCCUGUACAAAUUGUCUAGAAUUAUUUUCGACGUAAUGCUACAUGAUAUAUAGAAAAACAGACGGAGACCACGACGGCUCCUUGUAAAUUGUAUUGUAUCAUACACAUGUAUUGUUAGGAUAUGAAUGAAUCGCGGCAGCAAACAUAUAUGUAUAACAUUGUCGAUCCGUGUGAUGUGUGUAGUAAAAAUAUUUCUCAUCAAAAUUACGUAUCUAUGGAACAAGAAAAAAAAUUAAAUAAAAUUAACUUUCGCCCCGUAUGUACGAAUAAGGCGAGUACAUGAACAAAAUAUUACGUGGAUGUGCAUAAACAAACAUUUAUAUUAAAAACAGAUCGCUGAGCUUAGUUUUCUAACGAAUCGAACAUAAUAUAUGUGAAUUGCUGAUUUUUGUAUGAUAUUUUUGUAAUUAAUAUUUUACACACAAUAUGUGUAUCCGUGCAUAUACAUAUACAAAUAUAUAAAUAAAAAAAGUAUAUAUAUAUUAUAUUAAAUAAUGAUAUACAUAUAUAAAUAAAUAAAUAAAUAAAUAAUGAUAUCGAACGUGUGCGACAAUUGCGCAACGAAAACAGACUGUACGAGAGUUCCUAUUGGUAAGGAUGAGUGCGCAAAGCGACGCAAGGAUACUCUCUCGUCGGAUAUCUUGUAGUCGCGCGCCCCAAACAUGUUCUUUCUUUUUUGCUGUAUCUAUAUUUUGUACAUAGAAAAUGUGGCUUCGGCGCUGCUACGCUGCACCGAUCAGCCAUCUGUAAAUAACUAUCAAUCUAGGUGAAUUAAUAAAAUACUUA
Messenger RNA from Trichogramma pretiosum, 3057 nucleotides. RefSeq lists its product as uncharacterized. The transcript is spliced from 3 exons. Lineage: Eukaryota; Metazoa; Arthropoda; Insecta; Hymenoptera; Trichogrammatidae. Bases 714 to 2027 code for a protein of 437 amino acids. The record is from RefSeq and is a predicted model, not a curated record.